AACAUGCUUACGCCGAUGCCGGUGUCAAUAAAACCGCGUCCUGUUAUUGUCAACUGAUAAUUUAAAAUUGAAUUUCACCGAGUAUACUCGUUUGUGAUAAGGAGAAUAGUGUUAUAUUCCAGAAAAGUUGUCUUUGCGUUUCAGGUACCGAAAAUGAAGCGGUGCUUUAUAUUUGUAUGGGCAAUUUUCUCUGCAACUCUUAUUACUGAAACUACUGCAGCUAGCGGUUCUGUUGAAUUGGAUGAGUAUUCUUUUCAUAAAGUUAUCAAAAAAUUUGAAGCUUCACUAGUAAAGUUUGAUGUAGCAUUCCCUUACGGAGACAAACAUGAUGCAUUCGUGGCUCUCGCUAAGGACUCAAAAGACGUUGAGGAUCUAUUAGUGGCUGAAGUUGGAGUUAAAGAUUACGGGGAAAAAGAUAACGAAGAGCUCGCUAAGAAGUAUGGUGCUACGAAAGAUAAUUUCCCAAUAGUUAAGCUAUUUGUUAAAGGCAAAAAUGAGCCUAUACUGUUUGACGACUCAAAGGGAUUCUCAGCUGAUGAGUUGCGCCGGUUCGUCCGUGAAAAAACUGGCCUGUAUUUAAGUUUACCUGGGUGCGUUAAGGAACUUGAUAAGCUUGCUGCUAAAUUCAUAAAUGCUGAUCAGGACAAAAAGAAAGAAAUAUUAAAAGAGACAAAAGCAGCUCUAGAGAAAAUUCCAGAGAAGGAUUCUGUUGCUGGAAAAAUUUACAAACUGAUCAUGGAAAAGAGUCUAGAAAAGGGUGAUGAAUUUACUAAAUUAGAAAAUGAAAGAGUUAAGAAACUUCUAAAUGGUAAAUUAUCGGAAGAAAAGAAGAAGGAAUUGGGUAUCAGGCUUAAUAUUCUGCAAUCUUUCCAACUUGUUGAUAAGCAAAAAUCUCAUUUGAAAGAUGAUUUGUGAAUUUAGAAAUACAUUUAUAUGGUUAUGCCGCUACUUGAUUAUUUAAACCAACCAAUAUUUGGUCAAACAUUUUAUGUAUGAGAAUAUUUACAAUCACAAGUUUACUACCACCAUCACAUCUGUUAACUUCUCAUUCAUAUAACAAAUUGUAGGAUUCACUUCAAUUUUUUAAUGUUAAAGGAAUUCAAGGGUUCAAGUUUUAUUAAAUUAUUUAAAAGUGGUAUACCAACAAAAUGACCAAAUCUCAAAGAAUAUUUAAUAUUUGAUAAUCAGAUUGCUAUUUAUACAAAACAUGUUUUUUUGUACAGGUUUUCAUUCCAUCCACUUAUACUUUAAUGUUUUACUUAUAGGAUAAUUAAAUGUACCAAAGGAAGAGAAUGAUUUAUUUAUAAUUAGUUUUAGGACUUGCAUUUAAAUUGUAAGGUAUUGCAUCCUGUUGGCACCAUGAAAAAAAUGCUUAUUCUCUGUGAAAGGUUCCAACACAAUAAAAUAUGAAAAACCA
Molecule: messenger RNA, 1417 nt
Organism: Papilio polytes (common Mormon)
Lineage: Eukaryota; Metazoa; Arthropoda; Insecta; Lepidoptera; Papilionidae
Gene: wbl
Product: endoplasmic reticulum resident protein 29
Exons: 2
Coding region: 154-915 (253 amino acids)
Biological process (GO): protein secretion
Cellular component (GO): endoplasmic reticulum; endoplasmic reticulum lumen
Source: RefSeq, a predicted model, not a curated record